AUGUCAAACAUUCGAUCAUUCGAAAUCUCGGUACCCGAGAGCCUUCUAGAGGAGACCAAGACAAAAUUACGUUACGCUCGGCUCGACGAUGGUAUGAACAACGUUCAAUGGAACGAUCUUGAGAUUGGCCAUGUUGCUUUCAAAGAGGUUGUUGAAUUCUGGCGCGAUGACUACGACUGGCGAAAACACGAACGUUAUCUGAAUACUUUCAACCACUUCCGGGCCUCGAUCACUGUCCCCAGUUUCAACGCUCUCGACAUACAUUUUCUUCACCACCGGUCGUCCAGGCCAGAUGCGAUACCUCUCAUUUUUGUACAUGGCUGGCCAGGAUCGUUUCUCGAGGCAACAAAGUUGAUUCCUCUUUUGACAGAGCCUCCAGAAGAGAGACAGGCCUUCCACGUGGUUGCGCCGUCUAUCCCAGGUUACGGUUUUAGCGAAUAUUCCAAGAAAUCAGGAUUUGGCCUUGCGCAUCAUGCGGAGUGUUUCGCGCUACUAAUGAAGGAACUUAACUACGAGCAGUAUGUAGGAGGGGACUGGGGCUCAUCCGUGGUCCGAUAUAUGGCUCUAGACCAUCCGGAAAGUGUUCUUGCCAUCCAUAUCAACAUGUUCCUCGCUUUGCCUCCAGUCGAGAAGAAAGCCCCUGAGAAGUAUGCCCGAUACGUUGCGAACGAUUACAGCAUUCAAGAGAUCAGAAACCUUGAACGGACUCACUGGUUUGCGACUGACGAGCGUGGAUAUCAACGGAUCCAGGAGACGAAGCCUGUAACUCUAGGCUAUGCACUCCACGAUUCUCCGGUUGGGAUGCUAGCCUGGUUUGUUGGCAAACUCAAGGCUUGGACAGAUGACUACCCAUGGACACCAGAAGAGCUGAUACACUGGGCAUUCAUCCACUACCAGGGUAGCCCAAGCGCCGCGAUGCAAAUUUACAAAGAAGCUCAAGCAGUUUUGAACAACGAUGCAUCGAGUAUGCUAGGGAGAUACAUCUCGCAGCCAGUUGGAGGCUCUCUGUUCCCCAAAGAGCUUUGGCUUUAUCCACGUGAUUGGGUUUCAGAAGCUUGCAAUAUCCGGAUGUGGAAACAGCAUAGCCGCGGCGGCCAUUUCAUUGCGUGGGAGCGACCGGAACAACUUGCUGCCGAUGUGGCAGAAUUUUACAGCAAAAAUGGGCCUGUUUUUGGCAAGCUGGAUCAUGUAGAAGAGCUCUACGAAGGCGGAUGUGUGAAGAAUAUCGGAGUCUCCAACUUUAACUCGCAAUCGAUCUUCGACAUCUUCACAUACGCAAAAGUGAAGCCAUGCAUGUUGCAGAUUGAACAUCACCCAUACUUAGUUCAACCCAAUCUCGUCGACUUCUGCAGAGACCAAGGAAUUAUGGUCACCGGCUACAGUUCAUUCAGCCCACAAUCAUUCCUUGAGCUUCCACCGACCUUCCCGACCAAGGCUUCGCAGAUGCAGUCGCUGUUCGAAGUCCCCUUGAUCCAACAACUUGCAGCCAAGUACGGGAAGUCGCCAGGACAGGUUCUCUUGCGAUGGGCUGUACAGAGGGGUAAAUGCGUUAUCCCAAAGAGCAGUUCUAAGGAGAGGAUGAGGGAGAACCUGGAUGUGUUGGGUUUCGAACUGGCAUCCGAGGAACUGAGCGAGAUCGCUAGUCUUGACCAAGGUCUGCACUUCAACGAUCCUGGCGUCUACCUCCCUGGUCGACCUUUGCGCCUAUUUGCAUGAUUCUUGCUACUUUUCAGAUUGCGAUCAGAUAGUAAGGUGUCUCGCAGCCAUUGUUUAAAGCAAUGUAGAGGCCUGAGGAGGGACCGCGACGAGAUUUGAAGCUGCAUUUCACAGACAUAGCAGUUUUCCCUAUCUUGACACAUAUGCAGCCUAACAAGAAAUAUCAAAGUAAGACUGAUCAAGCUAGAACAAUAGUUAACCAGCGAGGUCUGCAGUCUUUCCAUAACUUUAGGUCGACAGUGCCAAUUGCGAUUCUUCUCGCGACUCCGUCAUCAUCGCGACUGAUCAACAUGACAUGCAGGUACCAUAUACUGUCCUCCAUUCUUGGUCGCUGAUACUCGCCAGACGUGUGUAAAGUCGCGUGUGUUUGAGCGUAACGAGAGUUCUCCGAAGCUAUUCCAGCUGUGAUG
Molecule: messenger RNA, 2126 nt
Organism: Boeremia exigua
Lineage: Eukaryota; Fungi; Ascomycota; Dothideomycetes; Pleosporales; Didymellaceae
Product: Alpha/Beta hydrolase protein
Exons: 7
Coding region: 1-1716 (571 amino acids)
Biological process (GO): epoxide metabolic process
Molecular function (GO): oxidoreductase activity; epoxide hydrolase activity
Source: RefSeq, a predicted model, not a curated record